Molecule: messenger RNA, 1083 nt
Organism: Camelina sativa (false flax)
Lineage: Eukaryota; Viridiplantae; Streptophyta; Magnoliopsida; Brassicales; Brassicaceae
Source: RefSeq, a predicted model, not a curated record
AAAUCUGCCACAAAGCUCCAAAGUCUUCUUCUUCAUCUCCAAUGGCAGUAAAAGUCAGAAUCCACCGCUCCAUCAAUUCCUCUUCUUCUCCAAAUGAUCUCUCAAUCUCAUUCUCAUCAUCUUCUUCUCACUCAAUCAUCUUCCUUCUCAUUCGUCUUCCUCCCAAAGCUCAUCACCAAACCUACUCACUCCCUCUCCUUUAACUCUCAGUCCUCAAUGUUCCCUUCUCUCUCUCUCCGUCCACCUAACCCCACCACCACCGCCGUCUCCGUCUCCGACAACAACCGUCUUCUCAGUUCCGAUCCAGUCCCUCCUCUCCGUAUCGCCAUUAUCGGGUUUGGCAACUACGGCCAAUUCCUCGCCGAAACCCUAAUUUCUCAAGGCCACAUUCUCUUCGCUCACUCCCGAUCCGAUCACUCCUCCGCCGCUCGUCGUCUCGGCGUCUCGUACUUACCCGAUCUUCACGAUCUUUGCGAACGUCACCCUGACGUUGUCUUACUCUGUACCUCGAUCCUCUCCAUAGAGAAUGUCCUCAAAACGUUGCCGUUUCAGAGACUCCGUCGGAGCACUCUCUUCGUUGAUGUUCUCUCUGUGAAAGAGUUUGCUAAGACUCUUCUCCUUCAAUACUUACCUGAAGAUUUCGAUAUCCUCUGUACGCAUCCAAUGUUUGGUCCUCAGAGUGUGAAUUCGAAUCACGGCUGGGGAGGUUUAAGGUUUGUGUAUGAUAAAGUCAGGAUUGGGGAAGAUGAAUUGAGAGUCUCAAGGUGUGAGAGUUUUCUUGGGAUUUUUGAGAGAGAAGGUUGUAAGAUGGUGGAGAUGAGUUGCGCUGAUCAUGAUAAGUUUGCUGCUGAGUCGCAGUUUAUAACGCAUACGCUUGGCAGGGUUUUGGGGAUGUUGAGUUUGCAGUCUACGCCCAUUAAUACUAAAGGGUAUGAGGCAUUGCUUGAUUUGACUGAGAAUACUUGUGGGGAUAGUUUUGAUCUGUACUAUGGGUUGUUUGUCUAUAAUAACAACUCCUUGGAGAUGCUUGAGAGGAUUGAUUUAGCUUUCGAGGCAUUGCGUAAGGAGCUUUUUAGUCGACUU